CCUCAAACCAAGAACUACACCGGUUCACCCGAGGAGGCCAUUGGCGGAGAGGCGUCACGUGACCACGGGGUGCCAAUGUUCUUCUACAAGGGUGUCAAGACCCUGUCACUUUGUGAAAUAAAUAUCGGGAAACGGCGAGAUGCAAAAGGCAACCUACUACGACAGCGCGGCAAUUUACAGUGGCUACCCGUAUCAAAGCGCAAAUGGCUUCAGUUAUGAUGCCAAUCAGGUCCAAUAUCCCCGCGCCUCUCAUGUGGAAAGUGACUACCAUCGACCCGCCUGCUCCCUGCAGUCUCCUGACGGCUCCGUGGCUCCUCUGCACAAGCCGGUGGAGAUGGCGGCGGAGAGCUGCGACGCCGCCCGAGCGGCGCCGUCCAAGGCGCAUCAUCCCGAGAGCACCCCUCCUCCCUCGCGGUCCCCCUCCGAUACCGGCCAGAACGCCAACAACAACGGCGGCGGCCAGCCCAGCGCCAAGAACGGCUCGCCGUCCUCGGGCGCCCGCGGCAAGCAGAUCUUCCCCUGGAUGAAGGAGUCCCGACAGAACACCAAGCAGAAACCCGCAAAUAGCGCCAGUUCAGUGGAGAGUUGCCCGGGAGACAAGAGUCCUCCCGGCUCAGCCGCCUCCAAGAGGGCCCGGACGGCUUACACCAGCGCCCAGCUCGUGGAGUUGGAGAAGGAGUUCCACUUCAACCGGUACCUGUGCAGGCCUCGGAGGGUGGAGAUGGCCAACCUACUCAACCUGACAGAGAGACAGAUCAAAAUCUGGUUCCAGAACCGCAGGAUGAAAUACAAGAAGGAUCAGAAGGGCGUGGGGAUGCUGCCUUCCCCCGGGGGGCAGUCCCCUCGGAGUCCAGUGGGGCCUUCUUCCGGCGGGGGAUACCUCAGCUCUAUGCAUUCUCUGGUAAACAGUGUUCCUUACGAGUCCCGGUCGCCGACGUCUUACAGUAAGAAUCAUCAGAACGCGUACGGCAUGGCCACGUCGUACCCCCCUGCUCUGAACAACUCCCACAAGAGGUAUCCCGACUCGGCCACGCCCGAGUAUGACGCGCACCCCCUGCAGGGGGGCAACUACGGCACGCACAUGCAGGGCAGCCCCGUUUAUAUCGGCGGAGGUUACGUGGAACCCAUGCCCAACUCCGGGGCUUCUGUUUUCGGCCUCACCCACCUCCCGCACCCGCCGUCCUCCAACAUGGACUACAAUGGAGCAAUCACAAUGGGCAACAGUCAGCAUCACGGUGUGUGCGAUCCCACACCCACGUACACGGACCUUACACCGCAAUACUCUCAGGGAAGAAUCCAGGAGGCGCCGAAACUGACUCAUCUGUAGCGGUGGCGCAGUCCGUAUCACUCCGCCCAUUGUCUUGUAGCCACCUCGGGGUCGCAUCACCGUCUUUUCUUUGUGUGCCUCCACACUGCGUCUACCUUCUCUCUUUCUCGCGCUCUCCCUUCCCCCCCCCCCCCCCCCCUUUUCGGUUUCCUUUAGUUUGAUGAUGUGUGAAGUAGCCUAUAGGAUAAAUAAUCUUUUCUUUUCUUUUCUUUUCUGAAAAAGAAAUUUCUGUGGGUUUGAGGAGGCCUAUUUAAUCUAUUUUUAAAUGUUUUUGGUUUUUUUUCCAAUUCAAACAGGGUAUUAUGAAAACAUGUUAUUCGUUUUGUAUGUGAACUUAUUUAUCCGCAUUUGAAGUUGAUUUUAUAUUUUUUGGAAAUGCAUUUUGUUGCACUUGUGGAAGGAUCCAGAAAUGCAUUUGUCAAAAUAAGGGUAACGAGCAUAUAGGCUGCAACCCCUUUGCUUGUGUUGUUCUAUUUGGACUCUGAUGUUAUUUAUUUUUUGUUUAGUGUUAAAACUACCCCUUUGACACUUUUGCGAGAAGCUCAGUGUGUUCAAGCCCCCCGCCCCCAUUUUCAGCCCACAUCUGCUAUCAUCACGCAAGAUCCAUUUUCAC
This is a messenger RNA of Phyllopteryx taeniolatus (common seadragon), 1940 nucleotides long. It is a transcript of the gene hoxa3a, whose product is annotated as homeobox A3a. Gene Ontology annotation, cellular component: nucleus. Gene Ontology annotation, biological process: regulation of transcription by RNA polymerase II. The transcript has 3 exons. The record is from RefSeq and is a predicted model, not a curated record. Gene Ontology annotation, molecular function: DNA-binding transcription factor activity, RNA polymerase II-specific; RNA polymerase II cis-regulatory region sequence-specific DNA binding. Bases 140 to 1327 code for a protein of 395 amino acids. NCBI's taxonomy places the organism in Eukaryota, Metazoa, Chordata, Actinopteri, Syngnathiformes, Syngnathidae.